CAGUGUCCCGACUUUUCUCGGCUCUCGUGCUGUUCCCGGUACUCGUAUCGACGACGCUAGCGUCGCGACGAACCAACCACCGACACCAUCAUCGACUUCCUUUACUCGCGAUGUUUAUUCAUGUUAACCCUUUGCCGCUGGCCUGAUCGUUCGAACGCAAUCAAUCGCGUUCUAUUCGCUCCAAUGGAAGUUUCUAGCUCUGGACAAUGUGCAAUGUGCUGUUAAAGUAACCAACGCCUAUCAUCGACGUCCAUAAGCAAUUCCACGAUCAUCGUUGAUGAUUUGGAAAUUUUUCCAAGGACCUCUGUGAUUUUUAAUAAGGGAGAGAUCUGUGGAGGUGCGAAGAGGACCAAGUAGAGAAGGGGUUGGUUCCUGGUUUAAUGAUCUGCGAUCAUCAUUGAUGAUACUGAUCCCCCAUUUUUAUUUAGAAAAAUAUUUGGAUAUCAAUCUCAAAGGAAUCAUCGAAUUUUGAAGAAGCACAAGGGAACAAGGGUGGUUUGUCGCCAUCAUCGUCAUUAACAAGAGAAUUUACGAUCAUCGUUAAUUAUACUGCCUUCGAAACGCCUCUGUGAUUUUAUUUUUCAAAAAAAAUUUAUCAAAUUCUGAAGAAGUGUUGAGAUAAAAUCGAGGCUGACUCGGCAUCAUCGUCAACGCCUAUCACCGACUUAUAUUUUCCUCUGAUUCUAUCUGAAAAUUAACUGUGAUUUAUAUCCUUGAGGAGCUCGGAAGAGGACGAAACGAUAAUCGAGGCUGUUGUCAACAAGAUCGUGUGGCAUUGGAUAGAAAGCAUGACCGCGAGGCUGAAGUGCACCUCCGCGUGAGAAGUUACCGGGACAUGUGCCUUUUGCUCUUCUAUUGAUCGCCGCGUCCCGACGCGACCACCGGAUCCUCACGUCUCGGGAUCGCGACCUACGAGAGACUCGAGGAUUCCGAGCUGUCCCGUAAAGAGUCCGCAGCCGUUGAAGGAGUUCGUGGGUCGCUGCCAGACGAUGCCAUCCCGAGUGAAAAAGUCUUUCUGUGGUUGCCUUCAGGAUGACGAGCCACCGGAAAUCACGUAUUGCGUUGUGGAGCAGACGGGCACGCUCACGCUUCAAGCGAUGACGCCCACCUUGCCGAUGCCCGCCGAGGAGGAGUUGAACAAGAUGUUCCUUGAAUUGGUGGACGAGCUGGACCUGACCCAGACCAACCGGCAGGCGGUCCUGGCACUUCCGGCGAACAAAAAGUGGCAGAUAUACUGUUCGAGGAAAGGCAACGGCACGUUGGAGAACGGUGGUCUCAGGACCACCGAUCUCAGCGGCGACCCUGAGGAUUAUAUCAACAGAUUGAAGACCAUAGCGAGUAGCCCCUUUUCCGAGGAGGGUGAAGAACUGACGAACCAGAUGCGUCAAGUAGAAGCCCUGAAGACAGCUCUCAGAACACAGCCACAUAGUUUCGUCCUCAGGUUCAUCGAACUCGAUGGUUUGAAUGCUUUGUUACAAGUGCUGGGUACCAUGGAACCGGAAGCUGCCAACAGUAACCUGCACACGAGCGUGAUAGGGUGCCUGAAGGCGUUGAUGAACAAUUCUAAUGGAAGAGCACACGUACUGGCGCACCCGACAGCCAUCAACACGAUCUCGCAGUCGCUGGCGACCGAGAAUAUCAAAACGAAAAUCUCCGUUCUGGAAAUCUUGGGCGCCGUUUGCCUGGUUCCGGGUGGCCAUCGCAAGGUCCUCGAAGCCAUGCUGCACUUCCAGCAGUACCAUUUCGAACGAACGCGUUUCCAAAGCAUCAUCAACGACCUGGACAAGAACUUCGGCAUCUAUAAAGACAAUCUGUCUCUAAAGACAGCGAUCAUGUCGUUCAUCAACGCAGUGCUAAACUACGGACCUGGACAGGUGACUCUGGAGUUCAGACUGCAUCUAAGAUACGAACUCCUGAUGCUCGGUAUCCAACCCAUCAUCGAGAAGCUGAGGAAAUAUGAAAAUGAGACACUGGACAGACACUUGGACUUCUUCGAGAUGGUCAGGAACGAAGAUGAGAAGGAACUUGCUAGGAAGUUUGAAAAGGAACACGUAGACACGAAGAGUGCUACUGCUAUGUUUGAUCUAGUUAGAAGGAAACUCAGCCACACGGCUGCCUAUCCUCAUCUGUUGAGUCUUCUGCAACACUGUCUAUUGCUGCCUCUUGAUUAUGGUUCCUAUCCGCAGCAUUGGUUACUCUUCGAUCGUAUCGUACAGCAGAUCGUCCUCCAAUCGGAAGGAAACGAGACCGGUGUUACGAGGAACCCCGACGUGGCACCGAUCGAGAUAAACGUGAAGGAAAUUGUCCACCUGCUCGCUAAGGAAGAGGAACUCGUCGCGGCCAGGAAGAAGGCCGAAGAGUUGGAGCGAGAAAACUCGGACAUGUCGACCAGAUUGGCCAAGAAGGAACAAGAGUUGGAUCUGAGGACGCAGGAGAAAGAAGACAUGGAGGCCAGUUUGGCGAGAGUGAAAGAGCGUCUCGAAAAGGAGACGUCGAUGCAUAUAGAGACGAAACAGAGAAUCUCGGAGCUGCAGGACAAUUUGGAGACGCUAUCCCGGCAGAUAAACAAUGAAAAGUCUGAGAGGAAACGACUGGAACAGUUGGUAGCCUCGGGAAGUUUGCCGGAUGAUGCUAAAGCGACGAUCAAAAUCGUGGAGGAUGAGGUUCUUGAGAAAGUGGAGUCGAAACCGAUGCCUCCACCUCCUCCGCCUCCGCCUUUGGCACCUCCUCCACCACCUUGCCUAAUGCCAGCAGCACCUCCUCCUAUGAAGGUGGAGAUAAUAAAGAACGUCCCUCAACCAAGCAACCCCCUGAAAUCGUUCAAUUGGUCCAAGAUCCCGGAACAGAAGCUGCAGGGAACCAUAUGGUCGGAAUUAGACGACACGAAAUUGUAUAACGUUAUGGACUUAGAGUCCAUCGAUAAGAUUUUCUGCGCUUAUCAGAAAAACGGUGUCUCUGCAGAGGGUUCGAUCGAGGAUCUGAGAACUCUUGGAAAAAACAAGAAAACCAUGUCGGUGAUCGAUUCAAGGCGAGCACAAAAUUGCACGAUAUUACUAUCGAAACUGAAGAUGACCGAUAACGAGAUCACCAGAACGAUCCUCUCUAUGGAUCAGCAAAAUAUUUUGCACAUAGACAUGGUGGAGCAAUUGCUCAAGUAUAUUCCGUCAUCCGAAGAGGCUGCUCUGUUGGACAUGCAUCAGAAAGAACUGCAAAGCAGGGCUGACUGUUUCUUAUACCAAAUAUCCAAAGUACCCCACUACGAGCAAAGAUUGCGAUCGCUUCACUACAAAAAGAAAUUCGCAGCCAGCAUCGCGGAAUUGACGCCGAGAAUGCGCGCGGUUCUCGAGGCGAGUCGGCAAGUGGCCAGAUCAAGGAGGCUCAGAAAGUUGUUGGAACUGGUGCUGGCUCUAGGGAAUUACGUAAAUCGUGGGAAUGCUCGGGGGAAUGCUUGCGGCUUCCGUUUAGCCUCGCUGAACCGUCUAGUCGACACCAAGUCCUCCUGCUCUAAAGGGACAACCUUGUUGCACUACUUGGUUCAGAUCCUGGAGUCGAGGUUCAGAGAGGUGUUGGAUAUCGAGGAGGACAUGCCUCACGUUCGAACCGCGGCUAGAGUCAGCAUGGCUGAUCUGCAAAAAGAGGUGGCUAAUCUGAAGAACGGUCUCCAAGAUGUUCAAAGGGAAAUAGAAUUCCACCGUGGUCAGUCUCAAGUGCUUCAGGGAGACAUGUUCUUGCCAGCGAUGAGAGACUUCCAGGCGCAGGCGACUUGUAGAUUAGCGGAAGCGGAGGACCUGUUCCAGGACAUGAAGACCAGGUUCGAUCGAGCGGUGAGACUGUUUGGUGAGGAUUCCGCGGGGGUGCAACCGGACGAGUUCUUCGGCAUCUUCGAGAACUUUUUGCAGGCAUUAGCGGAGGCCAGACAGGACGUGGAGAACAUGAGGAAGAAGAUCGAAGAAGAGGAACGUCGAGCGAAACAGGAACAAGAACUUCGAAAGAGAACAAUGGAGCGAAAGAAUUCACGAGAAGGGAUAUUGAAUAGCAUUUCUUUGAGCAAGAAGAACGAGGUGAACAGUAACGGGCAAACGGACAACAAGGGCGAAUUCGAUGACUUGAUAUCAGCCCUUCGCACAGGGGAUGUUUUCGGGGAAGACAUCGCGAAAUUCAAGAGAUCGAAACGUAGACCCGUGACCCCGAGCGGGCAAGAAUCGCGCAGACACAGCGCGCACAGAGAAGACUCGAGGGAACGGCAUUGAGAUAAUUAAAGCUGCGAUUGAUCGCUUUGAAAUUAUCUUGAAAUGAUCAGGAAAUGAAUAGUUUCUGGUUUGACAGCCAUCGAUUCGAUGGAUCUGCGAUUUAAACGAUAUGUGAUAGGAAAGAAGAAAAGAAAAUGUUCGAGUAGAGAGACAGUGAAGAAUACGUAAAACCAGUAGGGAACAUGUAAAUAGAUUUUUUUUAAAUGAAGAAUAUAGGUUUCUCGCGAAUUUCUUCAUCGAUUAUGUAGAAUUAUUUUCAUUUUUGGUUUGUUGUCUUUGAAGAUGUCUUCCUCCUUCGCUCGUGAUUUAUUUCUGAUUCGAAGUUUCUUAAAUUUAUCUAAAAAUCACUGGUAUUCCUUUGGGAUUAUUUGCUUUUUCAAAUUUCUAUGUUACGUGUCUGUCAUUUAUUUGCAGACAAAAUUAAAGAGCACAAAGACUUGUUGCAGUAGGGUGUUUAAAUUUAGGGAAUUGACGUAUGAAAUAUUAAAAAAGCUAUAGUACAGA
This is a messenger RNA of Osmia bicornis bicornis, 4754 nucleotides long. RefSeq names its product disheveled-associated activator of morphogenesis 1 (gene DAAM). The coding region runs from base 990 to 4250 and encodes 1086 amino acids. Gene Ontology annotation, biological process: positive regulation of actin filament polymerization; actin cytoskeleton organization. The transcript has 12 exons. The record is from RefSeq and is a predicted model, not a curated record. Lineage: Eukaryota; Metazoa; Arthropoda; Insecta; Hymenoptera; Megachilidae. Gene Ontology annotation, molecular function: actin binding; small GTPase binding.